UUGCGUUCAUACAGUAGCACUGAGUUAAACCAGCUCACCUGAAGGUCUCACCAGCUUCGCUUUACUUCAACAUCAGAUUCAUCCUUCAGACUAAAUGACAAUAAGGACUGAUAUAUUACAUGUUUAUACUUAAUAUAAUACUGUAUAUAUUACAUACAACACCAUACUGUAGAAUAUUAUAUUUGAUAUUCUGUUCGUUUUACUGCUGUACUAUAUUAUGUACUACAGUAAAUUAGUAUUAUUACUACAUUGCACCGUAUACAUCUUAUAUCACAUAAUUUAGUCCUCCAUUUUCUUUGUGUACAAUUAACUCAAUUACAAAAAUAAAAGUUUCAAAUAUACAGUACCAGUCAAAAGUUCGGGGAAAGCGUGUCCACCUUUGAUUAAAGAUGUUACUAAAGUAAAAAGUCGACUAUGUUCUCCUGAAGAAUCAGAAAAGCAACUGGACUCUUCAGGUGUUUGAACAUGACUGAGAAAGACUUUGGCCUUAGCCGGUGCAGACCGGGCCAGGCCAUCCUGCUUCUGGACAGUUCUCUUCUCACCAUGCUGGUCUAUGGAGCGCUGACAACUCCAACAUGUCUGACUGUUAUCCAGUUGCUGUAGAGGGGCAGACGGCUGCAGAGGAACCUCCUGGUCCUGGUCGUCCCCCCUUGGCAGAGAAGGCCCUGUCGGAAGCAUUUGCUCGGCUGAGGUACCGGGACACAUCCCUGCUGAUCUGGCAGCAGCAGCAGCAGGACCUGCAGGCAACCCCUCCCUCCACCUACCUGAACCGCAGCCAGUCGGCCUGGUACAGCAGCUUUGGAAACCAGGCCGUGUUGGUCCGGGACAAGAAGAGCCUGGAGGACACAGAAGGACGAUCCAGAAUCUGCAGUGUCAUGUAGACUGGAGCGAGAAACCUGAACAAACUGGUUUGAUUUAAAAACAGAGACUUAUAAAUUGAGACCUAGUUUGGGAUUCACACCAAACUCCCAUGUAUUUUUAGUGGGUUUAAACCUGAUUUUAAAGGCUGGUGCUGCUCCAUUUUAUCCAUUUGUGCCCCUUAAAGAUGCAGCCAUGUCUGCUUGUUUUACAUGACUUUUGUGAGCAGUUUAACUUAAAGUGGAUUUUCCCUCAAAUGCUUUCUGAAACGGUUUCAUUUACCCGUUAAGCUUAUUAUCUUGCAACGUCUU
Molecule: messenger RNA, 1169 nt
Organism: Etheostoma spectabile (orangethroat darter)
Lineage: Eukaryota; Metazoa; Chordata; Actinopteri; Perciformes; Percidae
Gene: brd3os
Product: BRD3 opposite strand
Exons: 2
Coding region: 576-881 (101 amino acids)
Source: RefSeq, a predicted model, not a curated record